This is a messenger RNA of Phymastichus coffea, 1985 nucleotides long. RefSeq names its product DNA endonuclease RBBP8-like. The transcript is spliced from 6 exons. NCBI's taxonomy places the organism in Eukaryota, Metazoa, Arthropoda, Insecta, Hymenoptera, Eulophidae. Gene Ontology annotation, cellular component: site of double-strand break. Gene Ontology annotation, biological process: double-strand break repair via homologous recombination; DNA double-strand break processing involved in repair via single-strand annealing. The record is from RefSeq and is a predicted model, not a curated record. Gene Ontology annotation, molecular function: single-stranded DNA binding; double-strand/single-strand DNA junction binding; damaged DNA binding. Bases 5 to 1852 code for a protein of 615 amino acids.
AAAGAUGGAAUGGCAUCCAUCAUCUUUUGAACCCAACCUCAAAUUUGCAUCAAAAUUAAAAGGAGAUUUGAAAACAAAAUAUAUUGAGCAACAUGAACAAGCUAAAAAAGCGUUGGAAAAUUUUUCUUGCUCUUUACAAAACAUCUUUCUUGAACAUCAAAAACUGUUGAAUGAAAAAAUAGAACUAUCUGUAACUAAUGAAAAACUAAGGGAAAUUAUUGAUAGUCAGAAAUCUAAUCAGCAAGUUGUAGCAGUUAUCAAACCACCAUCAUCUGAAAUUCUUGGAGCCAGUCCUAAUUGUAAACUCCAAAAAUUGUCAAAACUUACAAUAAAUGAAAAAAGAAAUAAUUUUAAUGAUAAAUCUUCAAGUAUCGUACAGAAAGAAAAUAUAAGUGAACUUCCACCUAUAUACUCAGAAGAUUUUGAAGAUAUUGAAAAUGGGAGUUUUAUAACACAUAAAUCUCCAUCAGUAUCAGUUACAAAUUCACCUAUAAAAAUCCAAAGCAGCCCCAUUUUUAGUAAAUGUAAAAGAAGUAAUUCCAGAAAAAGCAAUUCAUCUUUAAAUAUUUCGUCACAAUCAAUCGAUUCAAAUAAUGACAGUAAACUUAGUUCAGCUAACGCAAGUUCGUUUGAACAAAAUAUUGACAUUGAUUAUGAUCAAAAGAAAGAGUUUGCAAAGGAAUAUAAAAAUGAACCAUUAAAACCAAUAGAGAAUAUUUUACAAUCUCCUAUUAAAAAAAACAAAGAUGUAAGUGUAACACAGAAGAUCUUGAAUGUUUCUAAAAUUAAUUAUACAAAGACUGAAUUUCAUGACAAGGGUAAGAAGUCCAAACAAACUGUAUUAAGUUUUAAGAAAGUAGCUCCAAUCAUGGAUGUCAGUAAAAUUGAUUUAAAUGAAAGUCUUGGAAAUAAAAGUGUGAGUCUCUCAAGGAAAAAAAAUUCUUGGAGUGAGACUUUUUACGAUAACAGUAUUGCAAAUCAACAUUCUGACAGUAUUCUAGAGAAUAUGAAAAAAUUUAAUUCUCCAAGAAAUGGUCCAAAAGAAUUCAGAACAUCAAUUGAUCAAAAUAUUGUUGCAAAAGAAGAUACUUUCUAUGAUAACCAUAUGACAAAUGAAAAUUCAGACAGUAUAAGAAAUGAUUCGAUAGAAUCUAGAAUAUUGAAUAAUCAAAAUACUAUUACAAAAGAUGAUUCUGUAGAAAUUAGUCCUCUACAGAAUGAAAGGUCCUCAAAAUUGAAAAAUAAAUUUAAUUUUAUUGAAAAAUCAAAUUUGAAUAACGUCAAAGAAAAGAAUAGUCAAUUAUUAUUAAAUGAAAAAUUAUCUUUUACAUUGAAUAAUAAUAUAUUGCAGCAGAAAUGCUGUUUGAAAAAUGGAACAUCAGAUGAAAAAAACGAAAAUAAUAUCAAUUUAGAAACCGAUAUACCACAAAAAAUUAGUUGUGAUGAAACUUAUUUUUCUCAAGCUGAAAUGACUAAUCAGAAGGAUAUGACAAAUUUUGAAAUUGAUUUAACAGAUUUUGAAGAUGAUAUGCAAUGUGACACACCACCUGCAAAAAAAAAAUUACUUAAUAGUUUUGACGUUAUACCUGGCAGAGCAGAUGAGAGCCUAAGCUAUGCUUACAAAGAAGGUCCUGUGAGAAAAAAAAGCGAGAGAGAAAAAUUAGAAGGAUGGGAUUGUAGAGACUGUAAAGAAUACUACAAAAAUAUACCGGAAAAGGAUAGAAAAAAACGGCAAAAUUUAUGUUCCAGACAUAGAGGAAAGUACAAACCUGAAAAUCCUGAAACCCCUCCUAGUUUUUGGAAUCCUGUUUUUAGUGAUUCUGAAGGUGAUUUAUCGAUAUUCCAUGAUUAGUUAUGUUUUAUACAAGUGAAUGAAAAAAAAUUAAUAUAUUCUUGUAAGAAUGCUUAAAUGCUUUAAUUUAUAGGAUUUAACUGUUAUAUGCAGAUAUAAAUGCAUCGAUAAGAUGCUUUUGUAAAUAUAUUAG